UUCUUUUUCUUGAGCGGCCACUUGAGAGAUCCCAUGAUUGUUGUCGAUGGCCAAUCAAAUGCUGUCAAAUGUCAAAUCAAAAUAUCUUGAGCUAAUUCUAUUAGAUUACAAUUCGAUUUUUUUUUGCACUUCCACAUUUAGACUAGACUAUUAUCUAGAGCUAACUGCAAUACCCUACUGAGGUGUUAAAAAACAGAGUAACUUGAAAACUGCCCAACAGAUAUACUGUAUUUAGCUUGGGGGUGUUGUGAUUUAAUCGUUUUGGGGAUUUUGAACUGACCAAAUCAAUCAACAGCGAAAUAAAUGCGGAAAUUAACAUCGAGUUGUCACAAUGGAGGAGUCGUCAUAGGAACGUGAAAAAACAAGCUGCGCUACGAAAUUUAAAGAUGCAUUUGCAAGAGCAGAUCUCUUGCUGACAAUUUGUUUGCACAUUCAGGCGAAUUAGCCUACCGAUAACCAUGAACAAAGCUGAUUAUUUGGCUUUUCCCGCAGUUGUUGGGACGACGGGACAGUACAAUAACAUGAGAAAAAUGUGGGACGGUCAGCACUACAAAUACCAUGUUGACAGGAUGGGAAAAACUAAACCAAUGGUGGACAACAAAGCUCCCAGGACAUACUUGCACUGUCAUCUAAAACUGAAGAAAAUUCAGAUGGAGCAGGAGCGCCUGAUGGAGCUGGAAAGGGACAACCGUCUGCUGGUGUCCAGGAUCGCCCGCACUAUGGGCACCAAGGGAGGCCUGGACAACUGGAACACUUAUCAAACUAAACACAGUGUAAAUGCAGACCUGAGGAACCGUGAGCUGGUGAAGGAAUCUCUGGAAAACCAGGCUAUUCUGAAGAAAAUCGACAUGACCAAGUCUGUUUACGACCACAGAAAAUGGUUAAAUGACUUCAAGGUUGUCUUUAGGUUACCAGAGGUUAUGUGAACCGACUAAUGAAGUAUCCAGAGCCUCCCAUGCCAACCAAGAAGCACAGGGUUAGUAGCACCGCUUCCUCUUAGAUGAUUACUGUAACUCAGACUGCCUUACAGGAAAAACAUCGGAAAUGUUUAUGCACAUUCUUCAGAUAGGUGGCUUGCAGUUUUCCCUAGGGAUGGGCAGAGUGAUUAGUAGAGUGAUACUUUCAUUCAGCCAUGUGUCUUCACAGUGCAUGUUUUAAAUGUGUCAGCCUUGCAUGUUUUAUGCUACGUCUACAUUAAUCAGCAUAAUUGAAAACUGCGUUUUUGUUUUAAAAUGCCGUCUGGCCACACUGUUUUUUAUUUUGUUGCUUGUUCACACUGAAAAAUCUGAAAACACUUAUGUCUCUACUACGCAAUGAGUAAAACUUAAGGUGCUUCAAAAUGCGUGAUUUCCUUCAGGCUUUUAUUUAUUUAUUAUUAUGUACAACCCCAAUUCCCAAAAAGUUGGGAUGUUAUGUGAGACGUAAAUAAAAACAGAAGGCAAUGAUUUGCAAAUCUCAAACGCAUGUAAUUCACAAUAGAUAAUUGAAAACAUAACAAAUGUUUAAACUUAGGAAAUGUAAAAUGUUAAGGAAAAAAUAUGGCAAUUUGGAAUAUGAUAGCCGCAACAGCAAUCAAGAAAGUUGGGACGGGGGCAAUAAAAAAAAGGCUGGAAAAAGUAAGUGCUACUAAAAAUAAACAGCUGGAGGAACAAUUUGCAACAAUUAGGUUAAAUGUAAACAUGUCAGUAACAUGAUUGGGUAUAAAAAGAGUAUCUUAGGGAGGCAGAGUCUCUCAGAAGUAAAGAUGAGCAGAAGUUCACCAAUCUGCGAAAACCGGCAUCUACUGUACAUAUUGUGGAACCAUUUCAGAAUAAUGUUCCUCAACGUAAAAUUGCAAAGACUUUGAAUAUAUCAACAUCUACAGUACAUAAUUUAAACAAUUAAUCUGAGAAUCUGGAGAAAUCUCUAUGUAUAAGGGACAAGGGGAAAAAUAAAUUCUUCAUGCCUGUGAUUUUCAGGCACUCUGCAUAAAAAAACUGGCUUAGAAACAUCUACAGAACUCUUUGUCUGUGAACAGUUUGCUACGCCAUCCACAACCGCAGGUUAAAGCUCUAUCAUGCAAAGAACGCACAUGUGAACAAUGAUCCAGAAACAUUGCCAUCUUCUCUGGGCUAAAACUCAUUGAAAAUUUACUGAGGCAAAGUGGGAAUACUGUUCUGUGGUCAGACAAAUUGAAAUAAUUUUUGAAAACCUUGGACGCUGCGUCCUCUGGAUUAAAAAGGAGAAGCACCAACCAGCUUUUUAUUAGUGCUCAGUUCAAAAGCCUGCAUUUCUGAUGGUAUGGGGGGGGCAUUAGUGCCUAUAAAAUGAGUUUCUGAAUGAGGAAGUGAUGUCUAAACUGAAGACCCGCCUUGACGAUCCACUGACAAGAUUGCAUUUCCAUUUGAAUUUUGCACCAAAAAGAGCGUGGUGACACGUAUGUUAAUUAAUGCAAUAGACUGGGGGCGCUGUUUUGCUGCCCCACAUUGAAUUGCUAUUUGAAAAAUGCAUUGCCAUUUGAAUAGAGUCGAAAAAACCUUGACAAUAUGAAAUGCAAUGUAAUAAGCGUUCAUUCAAAAUGUUAUUCAAAAUAGUACUCACUGAAUUGUGGAUUACAUUGUCAUUUGCAUAUUGAAUUGCCAUUUGACAACUGCUUUUCCAUUUGAAUUGAGGAUUGCAAUGCCACUUUGUACAUUGAAUUGUAUGGAGCUAAAUCAGGGCCAAAUUCUUUUUUAUUUGAAAAUAUAUAUAUAGUUGAAA
Hypomesus transpacificus is the source of this 2739-nucleotide messenger RNA. RefSeq names its product sperm axonemal maintenance protein CFAP97D1-like. The coding region runs from base 459 to 926 and encodes 155 amino acids. The transcript has 5 exons. The record is from RefSeq and is a predicted model, not a curated record. NCBI's taxonomy places the organism in Eukaryota, Metazoa, Chordata, Actinopteri, Osmeriformes, Osmeridae.